Molecule: messenger RNA, 1568 nt
Organism: Sipha flava (yellow sugarcane aphid)
Lineage: Eukaryota; Metazoa; Arthropoda; Insecta; Hemiptera; Aphididae
Exons: 6
Coding region: 529-1482 (317 amino acids)
Source: RefSeq, a predicted model, not a curated record
UAAUAAAUUAUUGUAUCCGUUAGUUUGCCACGAUCGUGUCGGUGUUCACGACUAAAUUCAUCAUUAUUAUCGAUUUAUAUUGUUUAUUACCAUUCGAAAGAAAACGAAAGCAGCUAUUACGGAAAAAAAUAACAAUUGGUAAUGGCACGGAACAGAUCGAAUCGGCGCCCGACGGAUAAGGCUCGAUAAGAUAAAAGCUCCACCACCACAGUUUAUAGCAAUUCCGUGUUUUCUACCAGUUCGUCUCGCACGCGUCCGGUUACUUCUGUCCGUCCCGCAGUCCAUGUCCUGUUCAAGUUUAUUAUUUUAGUCUUGCAGUGACAGAGACCCGGUACGGCCGCCCGUGUCCGUUGUCUAGUGUCGUAGCGCACCGUUGCACUUGUAUAUUUUGUUAUGCAACGAUACCGUUUGUCGCAUCUAUUAAUUAUUCGUUGUAUUUGCUGUUAAUACUAUUGGUUCCCCCGAAUCAAUCUCGCAUUGUCGUCUCCGCGAUACCGUUUUUACGUUGCUCUUUCUCCUCGUCCGAACAUGCUCGAGAACGCCGAAGCGCCUCCCGUAGUGUUGGCCGCCAACAGACGGUACUUCGUCGAAGACAAGAUCCUCGUACUGGACUGUUACUACGAUAAAAACAAAACCAGACCGUUGCUCAAAGAUUGGAUCGGAUUGUACCCGUGCGACGAUAUAAAACUUUACGAACCGUUGAUAUUUGAAUACGUCAUGGACCACCCAAGGAUGGAUGGUAGUUGUUUUAAAAUUAGAUUUGUACCACGACUUUUCGCUAAAUUUAUUCAUUGUUCUGGUAAAUACCAGUUCGUUUAUGUGGAUUCCUAUUUCAAGAUUAUGGCAACUAGUGGUCCAAUUGAAUUUGUGCAUAAGAAUGAUUGUAACUGCAUUGUUCCAUCUAGUCAUUUAAUACAUAUGAAAAUAGGACAGGAUAUUAAUUUAGUGAUUCAACGUUUAAAGUGUCUUGAAGCAAGAUUGCGUGAUUAUGAGGAAGGCAAAAAAGAAGCAAUACAACUUAAUGAAGAGUUAGUAAAAAAAUUGAAAGCAUGUGAAAUGCUUCGAUCUAGAGGUGAACAAUUUAUCGAUGGAUUAUAUAAAGCACUUGAUCAAGGAAAACCUGUAAAGUUAACAAAUUCUAAAGGACAUACUCGCUGGAUUAAACGUAUAUGUUCUACGGAAAAAAAAAACCAUAUUGUACCCAGUAAAACAGUGAGAAAUGAUUUAUAUUUAACAGCAAUUAUAAAUACUCAAGAACAAGAAAUACAGAGAUUAAAAGUUAUUAAUAAUGAGCUUAAUAAUAAACUUUCAAAUUCUAUUAUACAAUCACAACCGACGUCUGUUUUUGAACCAAAGAUUAUUGAAACAAAUGAUGUAAAAGCAGCUGCCUCUCAUGAUAAAUCUUUUACUAUUAAAUCUAUAUCCUCUGCAGUAGUCAAAUUUAUCGAUGAUUCUGAGAUAAGUGAUGAUUACUGUGAGUAAAAUGAUCUACUCUAGACAAUAUUUCUUUCUAUUUUUUUCUUUUGUCGACUUAUUUAUUCCUGUUACUCAUUUUUAUUUUAGUUCAA